Messenger RNA from Camarhynchus parvulus, 1228 nucleotides. RefSeq names its product achaete-scute family bHLH transcription factor 2 (gene ASCL2). Lineage: Eukaryota; Metazoa; Chordata; Aves; Passeriformes; Thraupidae. Gene Ontology annotation, biological process: neuron differentiation; sensory organ development; positive regulation of transcription by RNA polymerase II. Gene Ontology annotation, cellular component: RNA polymerase II transcription regulator complex. Gene Ontology annotation, molecular function: protein dimerization activity; DNA-binding transcription factor activity, RNA polymerase II-specific; RNA polymerase II transcription regulatory region sequence-specific DNA binding. The record is from RefSeq and is a predicted model, not a curated record.
AUGAACGGCGGGGCUCUGCCGCCGCUGCCCGCCGCAGCCCGCGGCCGCCGGCGGCCCGUCCCCGAGCUGCUGCGCUGCAAGCGCCGCCUGGCCUUCGCCGCCCUGCCGGGCACCGGGGCGGCGGCGGCGGCCGCCGUGGCCCGUCGGAACGAGCGGGAGCGCAACCGCGUGCGCCUCGUCAACCUGGGCUUCGCCGCCCUCCGCCAGCACGUCCCCCACGGCGCCGCCAGCAAGAAGAUGAGCAAGGUGGAGACCCUCCGCUCCGCCGUCGAGUACAUCCGCGCACUGCAGCGGCUCCUCGACGAGCACGACGCCGCCGCCUCUUUCCCCGACGGUCGCGGACGGGUGGCCGUCGGGGAAGUUGGCGGCGGCGGGUACUCCUCCGCGUCGCCCUCCUUCGCCUCCUCCGCGCCCGGCUCGCCGUGCUCCUCCGAGGAGAGCGGCUACGACGUGGCGCUGAGCCCCGAGGAGAGGGAGCUGCUGGACUUCACCAGCUGGCUGGGGAGCUACUGACACGGCGGGAGCCCGCAGCACAUCGGCACCCGCGGUCUCGCCGGCGGCAUCACCCGAAAGUACUGACCUCCACCCCGGCGUGGCCCCGCUGGCUGCUCUUCUCGCCGGGUUCAGCCGUCGUCUUCUGGCUGUGGAAAGUGCAAUGGGGUAGUUGACUGCGGGGUCCCGCUCCUUGCGCGGGGACAGCGGCUCCGCCUGCCCGCCGGGAGCUGCCGACCCCACGGGAGGAUGCCCGAGCGAAGCUGCUUUCCCCCGCCGCUGCUGUCUGGUGUUGCUUUGGAGGGGUGGAAAAGGGAAAAAAAAAGACAUUAGAAACACUUGAUACUUCCUUAUUUCUGGAGGGGGAGGGAAUUUUUUAUCAUGUCAGAUUCUAUUUUAUAUGUAACUUGAACUGCCUAUAGGGACAUUGGUGUAUGAAGACUUAUUUUUGUACAACAAACCUUAGAGAAAAGGGAUGAGAUGGUUCUAUUUUUAGCAGAUCCUAUCCAUUUGUUCUUGAACACUACCAGCUGGAAUGUUUUGGGAACAUACACCUUAUAGAUGCAAAGGUGUUUCUUUGUUUGUUUUUUAAUUAUUCUUUCCAAACACUUUGGUAAAAGACUGUAAACUUAUGUUGUGUUUUAACGUGGUGUCUGAGUUUGCCUGGUGUGAAGGUCCACCUCUCUGAAAACUGAAGUUUUUUUAAAAAAAUGUAUUGAAGGCAUUUUUGUAUGCA